This is a messenger RNA of Osmerus eperlanus (European smelt), 5502 nucleotides long. It is a transcript of the gene fhip1aa, whose product is annotated as FHF complex subunit HOOK interacting protein 1Aa. NCBI's taxonomy places the organism in Eukaryota, Metazoa, Chordata, Actinopteri, Osmeriformes, Osmeridae. The record is from RefSeq and is a predicted model, not a curated record. The coding region runs from base 506 to 3487 and encodes 993 amino acids. The transcript has 13 exons.
UUCAUAACGCGGCUCAGGUUUAGGUACUGUAGGCUAAUUUAGUUGCUCCAUGAUUCACGUCGUCGACCCUGUGACUAGUCUACACUUUUACUAUACUGUGGUGUGUCAAAAUACAAAUAUUCCAGUGUUUUCUUCGGAGAGCUAGUUAUUUCAAGAGGAAUAAUCAGUUGGAGUAAGGAAAACUACCGGUAGGUUGUUUCGCCUACAGUAGGGUUUCGCCUAUGCUGUCGCAGUACGCUCCUUUACAGUAGCGAAAUAACUAGAGUAGGCUACAUUACAAGAGACGGCUGAAAGACCGUUUGGUGGGUCUCCGCUAACCGUUACAUGGAUUGAAGAUAUCCAGCAGGAGCAACUAUGGUGCAAACAAGGUCCCCAAUGCUCUGUCAACUUCAUGAGGCAGCGAUUGCACCCAGUCGACAGUGAGGAGUGAUAACUCGUCCCCACCCCCCAUCCCCACCAUUGCCAAAAUGGUUUAAUCCGCCCACAUGAAAGCAUCACCAUAACGAUGGCCUCCAUGGUUGUCAACGGAAACCGGGCGGGACAGUCUCUAGUCCUGAAAGGAGUGGACCCUGAGACCUGCAUGAUUGUUUUCAAGAACCACUGGGCACAGGUGGUGAAGAUCCUGGAGAAGCAUGACCCUCUCCGCAGCUCCAGCAUCCCCGCCCUCGGGGUCAUGAGCCUUAGCGGCGGCCUGCGCUUCGGGACCAUCCCAGGCGACGAGGCGAGCGCCGUGCAGAACUACGUGGAGCACAUGCUGUUCCUGCUGGUGGAGGAAGCCAGCGGGCAGGCGGGCGCCAUGGGCCCCAUCCUGGAGUUCGUGGUGAUGGAGAACGUGAUGGAGCGCCUCUUCGUGUGGAGCCUGCGGCGGGAGUUCACCGACGACAUGAAACUGGAGCAGCUGAAGAUGUACGAGAUGCUGGUGGGCGAGGCCCAGCAGCCGCUGCUCCACCACAAGCCCGUGCUGCGCCCGCUCAUGAUGCUGCUGUCGUCCUGCUCGGGAACGGCGGCGCCGGCGGUGGAGGAGGAGCUGGUGCUGCUGCUGAACCAGCUGUGCUGCGUGCUCGCCAAGGACCCGUCCGUGCUGGAGCUCUUCUUCCACACCAGCGAGGACCAGGGCGCCGCCAACUUCCUCAUCUUCUCCCUCCUCAUCCCCUUCAUCCACCGCGAGGGCACGGUGGGGCAGCAGGCGCGGGACGCCCUGCUCCUCAUCAUGUCGCUGUCGGCCGAGAACCGCCGCGUGGCGCAGAACAUCGCGGAGAACACCUACUUCUGUCCGGUGCUGGCCACGGGACUGAGUGGCCUGUACUCGUCCCUGCCCACCAAGUUGGAGGUAAACGCCGCCGACUGGCACUGCCUCCACAGAGAAGACUGGCAGCAGAUGCCUGCCCUCGUCCAGUUCCUGAACUCUCUGGAGUUCUGCAAUGCUGUCAUCCAGGUGUCCCAUCCUAGCAUCCGGGACCAGCUGGUCAGCUACAUCUACAACGGCUUCCUGGUGCCUGUCCUGGCCCCAGCCCUUCAUAAGCUCACCCUGGAGGAGGUGAUGACCACCACGGCGUAUCUGGACCUGUUCCUCCGGAGCGUGUCGGAGCCCGCCCUGCUGCAGACCUUCCUCUCCUUCAUCCUCCUCCACCGCUACGAGAACGUCCACAUCCUGGACACGCUCGUCAGCCGCAUCAACACCCCCUUCCAGCUAGGCACGGUGUCUCUAGCGCUCUUCCGAACACUGAUUGGCCUGUACUGUGAGGAUGUGAUGCUGCAGCUCGUCCUGAGGUAUCUGAUCCCCUGUAACUACAUGAUGCUGAGCCAGAGAAGGGUGGUGAAGGAGAGGGACUUCUACUCUGCGUCUGCUGCUAAGAUCCUAGCGCUCACCCCCUCCUGCUGCUCCCCAGAGCACAGCCCGCCGCCCCUCCGGCAGCUGGACUCCAUCCUGUGGACUAAAGGCUCAGACUGUCUCGGCCUCCACACCGAACAGACCGAAGAACACUUCCCAGAGGAAGACUCCUCCGGCUACUCGUGCGUGAUCGGCUCUGAGAUUUACCUGGACGUCAGCUACCUGCACUAUCUCUACGAUGCCCGCCUGGGCAUCAGCAGCUGCAUGCAGGCCUGCCGGGUGUGGUCGGCCCCUUACGACGGCGAGGAACCGCCUCCGGAAGAGUACCAGCCCAGCACCCUGGAGGAGGUGGGGGUCAGGGGUCGCCAGCCUCAGCACGUGCCCAAGAGGCUGCCUCAUCAGCAGGCGCGGCCCCCUCGCCCCAGCCCGAGCCCCAGCACCGAGCCGCCCUCCUCCAACCAGCUGGAGCUGGAGUGGGACGACAGCUACGACGCCUGUCCAGUGGUCUCCCCCGAUCCGGCUGAGUUUAGACCUGCUCAACCGCCCACCGCUGAGCCGCCCAAACACAUCCAGGAGAUGAGACGGACCGCCAUCAUGCUGGUGAAAGGCUCCUACAUCGAGGAGUCGGACUUCCAGAACGACGUCAUGGUCUACGACCUCGUGGCGAAAAAGGACAUGGAGGACGUUGUGGACGGUGGCCAGCCGACUGUAGAGACAGAGAACACAGAAGCUGGCCUAGAUGGGAACCCUGAGGAGCACGGUGCCUCACAGUCCAACCUCCAGCAAAAAGAGGCAACACUGAAGAACGGAAUCAGCCUGUCGAUCAGGUUGAGCACAGGAGACGACAGGAUUGGCCCAGAUGCCAAGGUCAAAGGUCAGUCGGAGCAGAGCGCGGGCCACACCGAGGUGUGUGACGACCUCGUGUCUCAGUACGAGGAGCUGAUUCGUACACUGGAUGGCGAGGUGGUAAAGGAGAGCCCAGUGAAAACAGACACGGAGUUCCAGAACGCCGUCACCGCCAUGGAGGAAGAGGAGGUCGACUUCAGCGCCUUCUCUGCAGACACCCCAGAGCCAGAGAAGAUCAGCUCGCCUUUUGGGACUAAGCAGAGAAGUGGGAGCAGGACCCAUUCAGUGCCUUUCACAGGUCCAUUUGUCAGUGUCCUGCUCUCCCGUCUGGAGAACAUGCUGGACAACUCUCUCCACGUCAACCUGCUGCUGACUGGCAUCCUGGCCCAGCUGGCCUGCUACCCCCAGCCCCUGCUCCGCUCCUUCCUCCUCAACACCAACAUGGUGUUCCAGCCCAGCGUACGCUCCCUAUACCAGGUACUGGCCUCUCUGAAAAACCAGAUAGAACAGCAGGUGGCGACCAGGAAGGACUCCCCAGACCUGAUAACUGCAGCGCAGCAUUACCUCCUCACCAGGGACACCACCCUCAGGGCUGCAGUCCCAGACACUUCCAGCGGAGACCACAGAGGACUCUCCACCAAUGGGGAAGGAGGAAGCAUGCUGAAGAGCUCGCCGCCGCCUCAACCCAAGACCAUCUCUCUGGCCAGAACCGAAGUCUUCGCCACUGUCCUUUUUACAGAGUUCCUCAAAGAGCUGGCUGCUAUCGCACAGGAGCACUCCAUCUUGUCGUACAUGGCCAUGGAGGAGUGAUACUGUCUCAUAGAGCGGGGGGUUGCCCUGUUUGGUUCUGUUUGAAGGUGUUUUCCCACAACGACAAAAAAGUCUUUCCAGCAUUAGUUGGUAAAGAUUAUAUAUCUUUGGUAAUUAGUUUCUCAUUCUCCCCUAGAGGUUUUCUUAAUAUAUAUGGAUAAAUACUGUAUAAAUACAGUUUAUAUAAUGGACUUUUUUUUAUUUAAAAGAAAAUCUACUUUGAAAGAUUCUUGUAUCUUUUUGGCACCAGUGCCCAAGGAGGGUUGUAUGCGUAAACAUUGUAACAACUACUGAAUGAGUCAUGUGAUUUGUGAGUGGAGGACGAUGACCUACUUACAAAGUGCACUUGGGAAACCCUGCACCGGCCAAUGACACUGAGAUGGAAGCUUUGGGCUCAUCAGCUAAAGGACAUAUGAAUACUUGGGACAAUGAGAAGUAAAGAAGUAAGUUUAAGCAAUGCACAAACAAGCUAUAAUUUGUCUCUGUGGGUAUAAGUAAUUGUGUGGGCAGGUGUUGGAUUUUAUACACACAAACUGCUCGUUUUGAUUCCAUCAAGCCACCAGCACUAGGAUGAUGGCCAUAGCUUUUAUACUGUUAAGUGUUUGCCUGGGAUCAAGAACCAAACAUUCAUUUCGCAGCUUUCAUCCAAAGCAGCAUAGAAAUAGUGCAUAUAGAAAGUACAGUGGAAAACCCAGGAUUAGAACUCUGCACUUAUGGUGAAAAGGAUCUGCUAAAUGAGUCAAAUGUAAACAUGUGGCCUUACAUAGAGAACACUACAGGAUUUCCAUAUAGCUAUCUCUCCAACAUUUGUCAGGUUAAACAAAAAUAAAUGUAUGAUGAUGUCAGAGCUUGAAUUUACCUUCAGGGGCAGUUCUUUGUGACGUGUCAUCAAUGUUUUUUAAGGAAUCCUUAUCAGAAUGAUUUUAGUUUGUUUCAGGAUACUUAAAUUAAUAAGCUAGUGCACUAAAUCAGCAAUCUCCAUUGUUCACAUAGUAAAUAUUUUUGGUUGUAGGUUUUACUGUUUGAUGGUGUACCUGUGAACAGUAACCUGUUUUCUGCGGUUGACUCUUAACCAACUCUUAAAAAAAACUCAAUCUCCCAGGGUGCAUUAGGUACAACUGAUUGAAAGCACAUGGGUUCUUCUCUGAAGGGGGCCUUUACAUAUCAGACGUGGUACACAGAGGAAUACAUGCUAAGACUUGCUCUAGUACUGUUUGUGUAUAUCGAUUCUUGGAAGGAAAAUGUUGAAACAACAUUCUAUGCAAAUCAAUAUUGAUAUUUUUGGGUUCGAUUUUCUUUUAUUUAUGUGGGGGUUUUUUAGACGGGGAAGGGUAUUUAAGAUGUAUGGUGUAUUUUUAUAGAGACGGUUUAUUGCCAUAUAUUGUUUUUGUUUUACUAUAAAGAUUUUCCCUUUGCUGUUUUUUUUCUUUUAGGAAAAAUCUGUUUAUUUCAUGUUUAUGCAGCCAUGUACAUGAAUUGGAUGGAUGGAUCACUUCUGGCACAUUGGUGAUUGAGCACAAUGGUUUGUCAACUGGUCCAAAUGGCAUCAGAUAAAUUGCCUGGAUAUUCAUGGUCUUACAUUUUAUACAUGUUACAUUAAACUACAUUUUUACCUGUGAGUGCUUUUGUUACAAUCUAUAGAAUCUGUCCAGGACACACAUGUAAAACUGGUGACCUGACCUAUUAAUCAGAUGUCCCCAUUGUUUGCACUUGGCUUGUCUGAGUGAUGUUGCAAAAACUGUAAAUUAACUGUAAUCAAAUCACACUUAUUUAAUAUUAGACAUGUUCAUCAGCAUCAGUAUGAUACGAUGCCAUAGGGAAUUGUUUCGAAGUGCUUAAAGGCUACAAUACAUCAGCUGGCUUGUUUUUAUUUUCUUUAUAAAAGUAUCCUAACCCGAUAUUUUCCAUGAAUGGCAUCCUGUCAGGUUAGUGUCCUGUUUCUACUGUUUCUUGUGUCAGAGGAACAAAGAAGGUCUCUUGAAUGUGUGUUCAUUCAUUAAAAGAAAUGGCUCUCA